Messenger RNA from Paramecium pentaurelia, 1758 nucleotides. The record is from the annotation of a GenBank genome assembly. NCBI's taxonomy places the organism in Eukaryota, Ciliophora, Oligohymenophorea, Peniculida, Parameciidae.
AUGUACAAUCCAGUUGAGUAUUAUUAUUCCAACGAUUAUUAUAAAUCUCAAAUAACAAAAUCAGAAAUUACUAGGGUUAAUACUUCCUAUUCACCUCGAAAAUUAAUUACAGGAUAUUGGAAAAAGGAUUAUAAAUCAUUUAUUAAAUAAAGGACUAUGAAUUUGGAAUCAAAAGAAAUCCAACCUCAUUCAGCUAAGCUAAAAGGUAUUAAAUAAUCAUUUACACGAUUGGCAGAAUCAAUUUUAAAUGUUAGUAAUUGUUUUGAAAAUAUCCCAAAUAGAUAGACAAAAACAGAUAGAUUUGUCUAAAAAUAAAAAAAUAAAAUAUACACUCCAUCACCCUAGCAUUUUUAAAUGCAAAAUCAUGAAACUCAUAAAAUUUCAGGGAAACUGUAUAAAGGAACACUACUUAAAAAUUUUGACAACUCAAUAAAUCAAAUUGGAGAGUCUUAUAUUUUAGAUUCAAAAAAAGAAUUUGGAUACUCUUAAAUGAGUCCAAAAAGCACAAAGAAAGAUCACAGUUCAGAAUAAUUAAGAUAAAAGCAUAAAUAAAUUUCAAACACUGAUUAAGUUAUAACACCUUAUAAAGAACUUAAAUAAUAAUUGAUGAUAAGAAGAUCUACUUUGAAUAAUACAAACUCAACAACCUCUUUUAAAAAAACUACAUAUAAUAUUGUAGAUGAAAAAUUAGAAGGUAUGAAGCUUGAAUGCUUAUUAAUAAAGCAAUGCCAAAACAAUAUUAGCAAUUUAGUUAUGAUUUAAUUCGAAAAUGUGUUAGGCUAUGAUGAAUCUAGCUUUUUUGGAUUAUAGUCUGACUUUAUAGGCAGUAAAUAGCAUGAAGAAUAUGUAGUGCUAAGAGAUCAUUAUUUUUAAAGGGCCACUCCUAAUUCUUCGUUUUAUAUACAUAAAAAUAUUAAAGAACUUUUCAAUUCUAUCUGUAGAGUUUAUUAAGUAGGACUAUAUACUAUCAAUUAUUCUUAACUUCUAAAAGAUGUUAUUAAUGAAAAAAAACUCAAAGUAAAUGGAGCUUUUUCUAUUCUUGAUUACAAAAUUGAUACAUUUGUGGUUGAUAUAACAAAUGUCUUAACAAAUUUAAAAAUUAAGAGUCCUCAGCUAUUAAUUUUUAUUUAACCCUUCAAAUUACUCAAUAGAUAAGAAUCCUUUAUACCAAAUCAUACAAAAAUUCCUUAUUAUGAUUACUAUGGAUAAAGAUUCUUUAUACCAUUCACUAAAUCAAUCCAUCCAAAUUAGUAUAGACUAUUAGCAUUACCAAGUUUAUCUAUGUAAAGUUUAUUCAAAAAUGAAGAAUAAAGUAAUGGAUUUGUGUAAAUCAAUUAUUUUAUUGAAUAAUUUACUCUUGCUUUGUAAAGUGAUGGCAAUUUUGCAUAGUUUCUUAGUAAAAGUCAAAAUAGAAUUAAAUGCAUAAAUUAAUCUUCUUAUUUUCGAUAAAUAAAAUAAAGAUUGUUAUAAUAAGUUUAUUUUAUUGAUACAUUAAAACUAAAUCAAGAUAAUGAUCUCAAAUUUAAUAAAAAAGAAUAUAAUGAUCGAUUUUCAUCUAAGAAUGAUUAUACUAAACAAAUGGAAAUUUUAUAAAAUGAUAUCAUUAAUAGAAACAAAGAAAUACUUGAAAAAUUUCGAACUUAAAAUUAUGAUCAUUCUAAUAAUCUAUCAUAAUUAAAUUAAGAAUUAUAGUAAUAGUUAAUUAGAUUAAAUUAUUGUGAGAUGUUUGUAGAUUCUUGCUACUACUUGCCAUAUUGA